AUGUCGUGGUUUACCUCCCUCUUCUGGUCCUCGAAGACGCCGUCUCCAUCACCCGCCAGCACUGCCGACGCAGACAACCAGCGCAUGCUGGAGGAGGUAUCUGCAUUGACCAAGCCAGAGCCAGUUGCCGAAAGUCCUACACCAGCUGUUCCGCAGCAAGCGCAGACACCACGAACGGACAGGGGCAAGGUCAUAUUCGGGGCGGGCCUUGCUUUCUUUACCUUUUCGGUUUUGGUGACACGCAGGGCCUUCGCACGAAAGCGAUUGUCCAACCCAGCAUUUUAUGCCAAUGCUCCGGGCCACCAAGCAGAACAAGCCAAAAAGGUCAGUGGUGCGAUGGAGGCUUUGGAGGCAUUAAAUCUGGCGACUAUAAACGUCCUCAGUCUUUCCAUGAUGGCAACGGGAGGAACAAUGUGGUACCUGAAUAUCAAUAGCAUUGAAGAUGCGAGGAGCCUACUUCGAGGCGGACUAGGCGUUGAUGGCACGGGCAAGACAGAAAAAGAUGCGGAGGAAGAGUUCGAGGAAUGGAUGGCCACUGUUCUGGCUCGCAAAGAUGCAAAGGGAGUAAAGCCGCCUCGGAAGAACGAAAGAGGCCAGGAGAGAUGA
Messenger RNA from Exophiala dermatitidis NIH/UT8656, 606 nucleotides. RefSeq lists its product as uncharacterized. NCBI's taxonomy places the organism in Eukaryota, Fungi, Ascomycota, Eurotiomycetes, Chaetothyriales, Herpotrichiellaceae. The record is from RefSeq and is a predicted model, not a curated record. The coding region runs from base 1 to 606 and encodes 201 amino acids. The transcript has a single exon. Gene Ontology annotation, cellular component: mitochondrion.